Gekko japonicus is the source of this 1765-nucleotide messenger RNA. It is a transcript of the gene ZDHHC4, whose product is annotated as zinc finger, DHHC-type containing 4. NCBI's taxonomy places the organism in Eukaryota, Metazoa, Chordata, Lepidosauria, Squamata, Gekkonidae. Gene Ontology annotation, cellular component: Golgi apparatus; endoplasmic reticulum. Gene Ontology annotation, molecular function: protein-cysteine S-palmitoyltransferase activity. Bases 229 to 1251 code for a protein of 340 amino acids. The transcript is spliced from 7 exons. The record is from RefSeq and is a predicted model, not a curated record. Gene Ontology annotation, biological process: protein targeting to membrane; peptidyl-L-cysteine S-palmitoylation.
CCGAAGGUGCCUUUCCACCCCCCAACCCUGUCCAGACCCAAAGCAAUGCAAAAACCGGAGACAGAGAAGACAGGAGGCUAAACAUGAGAAGAUCGUGCCUGUCUCGGCCUGGGCUUGGAAACAGCUUUGCUGGGGAGUGUCUGGGCUUUCCCUCGUCCGGUGUCUGCAAAGGGGAGAGAGGAGGAGGAGGAGCCCUCGGGGGCCAGCGUCUGGACUCUGCAGAGCAGGAUGGACUUCUUGGUCCUCUUCCUGCUAUACGUCACUCUGGUGCUGCUGACCAUUCUCUUGGUCUGCCUCUAUUCCGGAAGGAAGCAAAGUUGGCCUUCAAGGACUGUCGACUGGCUGGCGCAGUUUGUGGCUUUUAUGUCUUUUUUGGCACAGGUGCUUUCUCGCGUCAUCCCCGCCCAGGUUCAUGGAGCUGCUCAGAGGGGACUUCACCGCCUCUUCCACACACGACACUGCCUGUUUGUUGCCCUGCACCUGGCUCUGGAAGUGUUGGUUUACGGCGAGUACACCUGGGAGGUGUUCGGCUAUUGCCAGGAGCUGGAGUUCGGCCUUCCCCUCCUCCUGCUUCCUUACCUGCUGCUGACUGUGAACGUGGGCUUCUUUGUUCUGUGCGCCAAGACUGACCCCGGUGCCGUAACCAAAUCCAACCAGGCGCUCUUCCUCCACGCUUACGCUUAUGAUGGGGUGAUGUUCGAGAGAGGCGCCAAGUGUGCCGUCUGCAGCACCAGGAAACCAGCCAGAUCCAAGCACUGCGGGGUCUGCCGUGCCUGCGUGCAUCGCUUCGAUCACCACUGCGUCUGGGUCAACAACUGCAUCGGGGCCUUCAACACGAGAUACUUCCUCGCCUACCUCCUCACCCUGAGUGCCAUGGCGACCGCCAUCGCGGUCGUAACGGCGGCCUUCCUCAUCCAGGUGGUCUCUCUCUCGAGCCUGAUGCUGGGGUAUUACACAGAUGACCAAGGCCAAGAGCGACCGGUCGACACCGUCUUUGUUAUUCAGCACCUCUUCUUGACUUUCCCCAGGAUGGUGUUCAUGCUGGGCUUCGUCGUCGUCCUUGCCCUCAUCCUGGGCUCUUACUUCUGCUUCGGUCUGUACCUGGUCCUGGCCAACCAGACGAGCCACGAGUGGUUUAAGUCGAGAAGGUUCAAGAGUGGGGCUUACAGAAACAUUUACUCGAGAGGGGUCUGGGGCAACCUUGUGGAAAUCGCGAAGCCCCCUGUGAGCCCCGAAGCAAAGAGAAGGUAAUGCGCGCCGGAAGCACUGACAGACCGCCCGCAUUUGCCUACAAAGUGCCCUUAGCCAGGCAGAAAAGGAAAUGACUACAGUGAUUUCAAAGCGCCCUUCCGAGAGCAGUUGUCCCUCCUGCCUUUGAGGAUUUAAUGGCCUGGAAGUGAUUCCGGCUGCUGCAGCAGCAAUCCUUAUCUGCAAGUCCUCUGCAUAUAAUCCCCAAAGGGAUGAUAAGUGAAUUAGUCGGGAGGCACGGGCUAGGCUCCCGCAAGGAGCAAUCCUGCUUAGCCUGGCAGACCCACUUAUGGGGUGGAGAAGGGGGGGCCUGUGGUUCUGUGCAAUGGUCCACGGAAGGAAGGGUUCCUUUGAGCGGGUGGUGCGUUGGCUGCAGGUGCUGAGAAGGAACUGGUUCAGGCCCCGCCUUGGGAGCUGCAGAGUGCAGAGGGACGCCUCCGACUCCCCGUCCCCAGAACGAGAAACACACAUUUUUAUAAAGAACUUUAAUUAACAAGCGGAACUGUACAACCUGAAC